This is a messenger RNA of Toxotes jaculatrix (banded archerfish), 2822 nucleotides long. Its product is annotated as cysteine-rich venom protein. Lineage: Eukaryota; Metazoa; Chordata; Actinopteri; Toxotidae. The record is from RefSeq and is a predicted model, not a curated record. Gene Ontology annotation, cellular component: extracellular region. Bases 87 to 794 code for a protein of 235 amino acids. The transcript is spliced from 9 exons.
GUCUAUAAAAGGAAGGAGAGGGAAAUGCCAACUCACCUCUACCUCCUGAAGACCCAUGUGCAGGUAUUUUGCUUUUUGUAGAGAAAAUGUUUGCAUUCCUGAUUUGCAUCUUGACACUACAUCAAGUGCACUCUGCCUGCGUUCCGCAAGACAUUUGCCCAGAAAACACAGCGAUUCAGGCUGAGAUCGUUGACCAACACAAUGCCUUCAGGAGAGCGGUUCAGCCGACGGCUUCUAACAUGCUGAUGAUGACCUAUAGUGAGGAGGUAGCAGUCAGUGCUCAGGCCUGGGUUGACAAAUGUAUUCUGGCUCAUGGAGCACCCAGCACCCGCAUGCUUAAUGGAUAUGAAUUAGGUGAGAAUCUGUUCUAUUCAUCCACGCCUGCCUCAUGGAAGGAUGUCGUCAAUGCCUGGCACAGUGAGGUGUCACACUACCUGUAUCCCAAUGGAUCCACCAAUGGCCAAGCUGUCGGUCACUACACACAGGUGGUGUGGAACAGCUCCUAUAAAGUUGGCUGUGGAGUGACGCUGUGCCCUAACAACAUCUAUUUCUAUGGCUGCCACUAUUAUCGAGCAGGAAACUUCAGGAGUUGGCCGCCUUAUAAAGUUGGACCCCCAUGUGCUUCCUGUCCCAAUCACUGUGUAGACAAACUCUGCACCAACCCUUGUCCUUACAUAAACAAGUUCAUCAACUGUCCAACCUUGAAAGACACAACUGGAUGCAGCAAUGAUCUGGUGCAUGCCUGGUGUCCUGCUUCAUGCAAAUGCAUCGAUGAAAUCAUUCCAAUAGCCUAAAGAUAAACCCUUCAGUCUGCGAACGACUGUACUUUGACUUCAAAUUUGCAGACUAUGUACUAUGUGCUUCUUUUGGUUCCCUGUCUGUGAAGCAAGCUAAAUCCAUGUAAGCUUUUAAGAAUAUACUCAUGACACAAGGAGAAAACCAUGUCUGUAAAAAUCUGGUUGAGCAUUGAUUGUCUUAAGUUAAGGGGUUGCUUUGGACGUGUGGUAGCUUAGCCAGAGUGAGAGUGAGGGCCACCAGUGCUUUGGUAAUGAUUGCUUAUUGACCAGUGCAGCAGCCAACAGUAGCCUCUGGUUGAUGCUGAAGUUGUCCUGUUGCUAUAGAGUUCAACAAACAGUCAGCCAAGUGAUUAAUGUUGUACAGUCCUAAUGAACUGGUAAAUCAAAACUAGAGUCUAUACAUUUUUACACAAAUUGCAGUAAAGAUCACAAAGCGCUAACAGCCAUGACACUGUCAACCAGAACAGGAGCAGCCAGACAAAAAAACUCUGAUGAACCUUUCUCUCAAUGGCAAAGCACAGAGGGCAUCUCCAGGUAAAUGUGCCAUUUAUAGUGUUAAAUCUUCCUCCAGCAUACAUAUUAAGUGGAAAACUGUUUUAGUGCAACGACUUGCAUAACAGUUGCCAACAGAAGGCUGGUGCCAAGUCCUCUGUGACAACCAGAGCUGAGCCAAGUCUUUCUGGAGCCCUGAGUACGUGUACACACACACACACCACCAUGUCCCAUCUUCAAUAUUCAUUAUGAGUGAUACCAAAAAUAAGAGAUGUUUGAUCAAAGAGACAGAGAGCUCAUAACUUUUCCCUUAACGUAAGCCUACUUUUCCAAGUUUGGUCUGCUAAGUCUUCCUGCUGAUAGGAAGUACAAUUUGACAACAAUAAAAACCACUAAUGCUUUUUGAUACUGCAGGUGAUAUUCUGAUAUUGCUUACACUACUAUAUAUCUAUAAAAACAGAAAUACAUAAAAAAAACAAAACACUAAUAUCUGCUACAGAAAAUUAUGUUUGCCGUCUUGAAUUAUUGGGUAAUUUAACCUUGUCAGGCUUCUGAUAUUAAAUAUUAAUAUUUCUUUGGUUGACAUUUUCACAACCUGGAAACGUAUGUAAUGAGCAACAAGACAUUGCUUUGUUUUGUUUUGUUUUGUUUUGUUUUGUUUUGUUUUAACUGGUCACGACUCAACAAGGCCAGGAAACACUGCUGUAGGUAUUACAACUUUGACUAGCAGUGUUUGGUCAAACACUGCUAGUCAAAACAAGUCUCCACAGAACAAUAAGCAAAAAUCCAUAUCCUUUGGUAUUCCAGCAGAUGGCUCUGUUGUACAACUCACCACACCUGCUUUUACAUCCCACAAUAUUUUGAUUCUCUUGCCUUUAUCUGAACCAUUGGUCUAUGACUAAAAUGCACCAAAUCAUGCAGACUAAUGUGCCUCUUCACUCACUCUCUGUGUCUCUCAUGCAAGAGCCUAUAAUUUUUGGUUUUAUGAACUGCAUGUAAGGCGUGACUAAUCUUUCAAAGAUCUUGGCCGUCUCCAAAAGUGAUGAUUUGUGAUGACUUUGUUGGGUAACAUAGAAUACAGUAAGAGUUAAUUUUCACAAGAAACCUGAUGCAACAGCACAAGAGGCUGUUAGGACGAUUACUUAACCGCUGAGAUUAGCCCAUCGUCUCCCUGCACUGUCCACAUAAAGAGGAAGACACACAAUGUGACUCUAAACAGAAAAAAACAAUUGUCAUGUGAGCCGCUCUGGGAGAUAACUGCUGUCCUUGAGGGAUGUCAUAUGUAGCUUCUGAACAGAGAUGACACCAACAGCAGCAAUAUUAAUAAUACAGAAGAAGAAUAUAAAAACAGAUAUUUUCGAGCAACCAUAGGCAGAGCAAGAAAGUUAUAUUUAAAACAUUUAUUUAACUGGGCAUAUUGAUUCAAAACAGGGUCUUCAUCAGGGUUAAACCAGCAGCUGACUGAGCAGUUGGCCAUUUUUUAAAUUUUAAUAACAUCUUUCACCUAAUCUAUGUGCAGAGCAUGUUAAGAGA